AUGGCGUACAGCUGUCUGCUGUCGCUUGGUUUACGUUCGACGUUUCUCCUUGUUUGUUUACAUUAUGUACUCGGUGAUGUGUACAUGCACAAUCCAAGAGGCUCCAACGACAGAUUAAAUGCUAAUGGCCAAAACAGGCAGAAUGCGAAUCGUUUGUUUGACUCACAGGUAAGUGAAUACAUGGAUUUCACAACUAUAAGUAUAGUGCCAUUUAGUAUAAAGUCCAAGCUCUCUGCAUGUGAUAUGGAUUUCUAUCCUUAUUUUUAUUUUAUUUUAUUCUAUGUUUAUUUGAGGGGCAAGUUACUCGUACACUUUCACAAAUCCGACGUCCGCGUUAAAAGUCCCAAAAAUUCAAGUCAUGUCAAUAUACUUGACAUAGACGUUUUAACUUUUGAGUACAUUUUAAUUUGAUGUCAAUAGCACUCAAUAAAUACCAGGAAUGAAAAGAGCUGGUCAAUAUUAGUAAAUACACAAAACUUGGUGACUAUACAGUUUAAAAACUGUGGCACUAGUGUCCUUUCUAAAAACAGCCUCGAUCCUAUUGAUUUAGCUAGACGUAAAUGCAAUAGGGUCAAAUCGUUACCCACAAAAGAGUCAAAACUACCCCAAAAGAGUCAAAACUAGCCAAAAGAGUCAUUUUGGAGUCGCAUUUUACCCAAGAGCGACUCUUUUGGGGCGCGUUUUGAUGCUGUUUAUGAUUAUUAUUUAAUAGUGAUCAAAUAGUGGCCAAUUAAAAAAAUAUUCACAACUUACAUUAUGUUAUUCAGAACAAUGCAAAAGGUGGUUACAACGUCGGAGAACUCCCUUAUAGAAAUGGAGGUGGCAGCCAAGAUCUCCAAUAUGCAAUGGUAUGUUGGUAUACAUGUAGUGUGUACCAAAAAGAACUAUUUUCGAUGAUCUAACAAUUCAUCCUUUUGGUUUCCCCUUCUGCAAUUACACCACACGUUUAAUUUUAGUGCAUGUCUUUUCUUGCAGAAAUACUUUAUGAGCGGCAGUAAGUAUAGGUCAUCAGGUGGACAGUCACACCUCACGAUCGAAUGGACAAACCAGCACGGCUGUGGUCAUGGAGAUCUUGACUGUAAUAUCGUACUACAGUAUAUGUGUCAGGAUAAUCGCUAUGAAUCUUUGGAUGAUACGCGCCGUAAUAAAGAUAUCGAUACGAUUAGAAAUGGUAUGUUUGGAAGUGAUUGGUAAUGAUGAUAAUGAGUUAUUAAAUCUAUUACUCAAGGUAUGCUUGCCAAGCUUCAAUGGCGCCUCGUUUUCAUGUUACUUCCCCAUGCAUCAAACCUUCAUGCGCACCUGCCAUGCUACAACACGCAAACACAGAAACGAGGUCAUUGGGGCAAAAGUGCAAUAAACAGUAAAGUCGCUGAUGAGCCAAAUCAAAGGCUUAUGAUACACGGGCUUCACAAAUAAGGCAUGAGGCACAAAUAGAGACAGAAGAACGACUUCUUGGUUUUUCCUAUGAUUUUCGCGUAAUCGUAUAAGCUUUCAACAUUGAAUUUAGAUAUAGAGAAGUUCUCCAACCUAAUAACUUUAAAUAUAGAGAAGUUCUCCAACCUAAGCAAAUCGCCUACCUACCUACAGCAGGACUGGAGUAGCUUUUAGAGGGGUAGUGCUCUAAUCACUUCUGCCACCUGUGAAAAUAAAUGCAGUGUGUCAGAUGAAAACGUCUUUUUGGUAUCCGCUUACGAAUGCCAAAUAUACUGCGAAUAAAUGUUGAUAUCUAUGAUUUCUUUGUUAUAACGUUUAGGGAGAACCGAGGCUACAAUAGGUUAUAGAGCAGUCAAUAUUAACAGUAAGCGUCAAAAGAAUGACCAAAAAGCUAGACAAGCAAGACUCGAUCGUGGUAUGCAUGAACCUUGGGAAUGGCAUGACAAAUGCAGAAAGCGACAACGAAAUAAAGGUAUGUUAAUAAAGGAAAGCUAAUAAAGGUUAAGCAAGCCUAAAAAGGACUGACAAGUAUAGAGCAUCAGAUUAAGAAAAGGAAGGAAAGCUAACGAAAGUCAACGAAAGGACGCGGCAGCUUUGGGAUGGCUAAGGAACGUUAGAAAACUUUAAAGAAAACGAGAAAAGGCAACAAAAGUAGGACUGAAAGACUAAAGAAGGUCAAGGACGCUGGGAUAGGAUAAGAAAUAUUAAAUAGGGCUAGGAAAAGGCUAAGGAAGGCCAGAAAAGAGAAAUGAAUGUUAGGAAAGGGAAGAUUAGGGAAGACUAUUAAAGCGAGGCUAGGAAAGGUUCAGGAAGAUGGAAAGGCCAAAAAAAUAAAAUAAAAAAAAACGUUAAGGAUUUUUUAAGGACGACCGUCUGAGUUUUUGUCUUUUCACGUGUAGGUUUGUUUACUGCUGAUCAGAACAUGAAAGAUAAUAUAGGAAGUACUAGUACGAGACAAAAUCCGAAUGGCAACCGACAUGGUUAUGAAUGCGCUGAAGAACGUGACUACUACCCUUACUGGCACCCCACUGAUUGGAAGGACAUGGCGGUGUAUGUCACCAACAAGGCACAUUGUGCUUUUUAUGAAUAUUUUAGCUUCAACAGACAUCCAAAAGGUAGCGUAUGAACUUUCAAUGAAGUUGAAUAUAACUUGCAAGUUGACAAGAAAUCACUUGCAUUUUGAGAUGCAUUUUAAGAUCAAUGCCUUUUUGUUUAGGUGAAUGCUUGGAGCGCUACCCAGGCAAUGAUGGCUUCAAACAUUACUCGCAAUACAACAACCCAACCGAGUGUAAGCAAAGGGGCGGCGUCUGGACACUGUUCCAUAGCUUCAUUGAUUUUAAAGGAGAAUACAAAGAUAAGGCUAGCUGUGAACGCGCAUCCACGAACGAUGUUCCACUUGUCUGGGGCAUUCCGUACAGGUCUGAAUAUGUUGAUGCCCUGGCGAUUGAUAAAGCCACCAACAAACCCCAAGAGUUCUGCUUAGUACAAGCUCCUAAACUCGAUUGCCGCCUUUCACCUGUAUCUCGUCCUAAUCACCUCGGGAAUGUUAAAGAUGCCCAGGCCAUGAACUACACCUGGAUAAUUCCUUAUUUCCCGUCUCAAGUAGAAAAACGAUGUGCGGUUAGGAUAAGAUAUAAUAUUUCCACGUAUGAUUAUGAUGGGAAUAGCACCUUCAGUGAUAAAAAUGGCAACAAGUAAGUAUGGAAUUUCACGCAUACGUGACUGUACUUUUUAUUAUUGUUUCCAGCAAUUCAUUGUUUUAUCACUCAAACCAUACAUAAUCAACAAUAUUUUUUCUUGGUUAAUAAAGUUCGAAUAUUAUUAUCCCCAAGGUUAUUUGUAACUAUUGAAUGUUAAGUUAUAGUAUGCAAUGUCAUGUAAUUUAAUUAACGUGAUGAUACUUGGAUAAGCUUAUGAAGUAAAUAAAGAUGAAAUAGAAGAUCAAAUUAUUCCAGCAUGUUUUUGUUUUAAAUUCCAAAGUUCACCUGUGAAGAAUGACCCAGAAGUAAAAUUUCAAACAGAGUCAGGGAGAUAUAACUUCGAAUUGCAAUUGGCUGUAAACACAGCUCAAUUUGGAAGAACUUUUCAAGACCGGAGCCAUGUGAUGGUUCUCAUGCCACGGCAAAGCAAUGGCAACGAUAUUGCGGAUGAUGUUGCAGUAUAUAAUCUUAACGUCCGUGGUAAACGAGGAAACAUUGUUCAAGUUUAUCCGGCUGUUGAGUACGACUUCGUGCCGAAAGACUUAUCAUGUACGAGUAAUGAUGUUGUUCAUAUCCAAUGGACAGGUAAAAAUCUGCGGACUCAUAAAACUAGAGAGGUUCAGAUUUGUCGUCCACUACCGCCACCUUAAUACGCAUCUGAUUGGUUAAUUGGGUAGAUUAAAAGCGUCUGAUUGGUUAAUGGCAACGGUAGCGGUAGUGGUAGUAAGAACACCUUAUGUUCUCCAACAUAAGGUGUUCUCAGGGUGGGUUGGGAUAAAUCAAACUAACUUUUCCAUCGUGUUGUGCUCCGUGUCGUCCUGCCUUUAUCUACCGUUGACCGGUACUUGGUUUAUUUAACUACUACUGUAACUACUUUAACUACUACUGUAACUACUUUAACUACUAUUUCAACUACAAAAUGGGAAAUUAAAAGUAGUCAAGGCCUUUAUACAAAGGGUUGGUGAUAUUAUUAAUUUUAUCGAACAUGCUUCUCUGGUUGGUGAUAAUAAGGUGUUGAUGGUUUCUCGAUAUCUCCUCACCACUUUAACUGUUAUCUUAAUUUCUCACAAAUUUUAUAAUCUCUUACAUACAAUGACUUCAAUUAUGACGAUACUAACUUCACAUGUUUCGAUAGGUUCCACUCGAAAUCCUGGUAAUAAUGAUGGAGAAGGAGCAAGAGGUAUGUUAACAACACCAAUAAACUACACAACGACCACAAACAACGACGACUACAAAAUUAAGAGCAGCAACAAUAACAAAAAAUAAAUUUUUGAUCAGGUACUGACAAAAAUAACAUGGUAGAAAUCGACGACUCAGGAAUCAACGUAAAGAUUAAAAAUGAUGGCAAAAUGAUUAGCGAAGAUACAAAGCUGAUAUAUACGCCCGACAACAAAAUAAAAUCAAUGGAAGACGUGAGAGUGGCUCUUGCGACUUCAGGAUUUGAUUUCUCCGGGGGAAAACGAGGAAGGCUAGGUAAGGAAAUAUUAAUUUAGAAUUAGUUAUACCACCUUUUCAGUUACCGUAUCUAUUGUGUUGUGUCGUGUUGGGUCGUGUCGUGUUGUGUUGGGUCAUGUCGUGCUGUAUUAGGUCGUGUCGUGUUGUGUUGUGUCGUGUUGUAUUGUGUUGUGUUGUGCGGACUUUUGUGGAUGAUACUGUUUAAGAAUAUAAAAGAACUUCGACGUUUCAAGGAAACGUCCUUCGUCUGGAAGUUAGUAACCAACUACGAAGGUUCUUCGCUGGUAAUUAAUCAUCAAAAAAAGUUCCCAGUUGUAUUGGUGCCCAGCUUUGAAGAUUGUAUUUUCUUUAUAUUAGGUGUAUCUGAAAACCGGAGGCUGACUUUUCAAGAUCAACUCAACAACUCUCCUGCUUCGUACUCGGUUGCGUUAUCAUUUGCCCCUGGAUCAUAUAAGUACAUGUGCACAAGGAACAAUAACUUCAGUAACCGUAACCAAAAAGGAUCGAUCAGAGUGUCAGGCAGGUCCAACGCAAGCACCAGACGUCGCACUAGUGCUGUUGCUGCUGCCCGACGUACUGCCGGCGCAACAACAGCUCGACGUACAACUGCCCGCGCAACGACAACUCGUGCAACAACCCGCGCAACUACAACCCGUGCAACUACAACCCGUGCAACUACACUUGCUACCACGCGCCCAGCUACUACUCCAACACCCCGCCGAAUUGUAGUUCCCAGACGACGACGUAUCCGACGUGCCCGACGAACCCGGCGUUUUCGACGUUUCCGGCGUUUCCGACGUUUCCGACGACGACGACGACGACGACGUCGCACUCGUGGUUAGGCCUAUCCAGAACGCAGUGAAGUAAUUAUUAGUUUGAACAAUCUAUUAUUGAAUUUAUCCUGCACCACUUAAUUGCACAUAUUGCUUUAGAGAUUGGUUUAAACUUUAAAAAUGUAUCUACACCAUGACUGAAGGACCUUUGAAAUUGCUCUUGAAGAUGUAAUUGGGCCACAGCCAUCUAAAUUGGUUUUAGUUUUAAUUUACCAAAUGGGAGAAAUGAGUCAGAGAAUGUCUAAUUUCCUAAUUUUUCACUUUCCUGUACUUCGGCCCCUUUCGCUCGCUAGGUCACCUUUAUAAUUUAUAUACCAUCAUGCAGUGCGACGUCUUGCACUUACAUUAGAAUAUACUUCUGUAUAAGUAUGCACCUUCCUAUAUGAGAAAUAAUUGUUAAUUAAUGAAACAUUGCAAAUUUCACUGCUAAAUUUUUAAUACGAAGUCUUGAUUACACCACAUUUUAAAUAAAAGUCAAAUUUCAAUUCAGAUCGUGUAGUGAGUGUGGUUUUGUAUCUUUUCUCAUGGUGAUUUAAUAAAUUGUAUUUUGACUGUGCAUUGUGACAGAACUAUAUUUAUAUUGAUGUUGAAUUUUCCUAUCUAUGUUUUCUAACUACUUUGUGCUACGAAAUCCGUCAUAUUGUCUGCAAGCUCGACAAAUUUCAUAGCGUAUAUAAUGGGCCUGCUCAUCCAACCUUUAGAUUUGACUACCAACCGAAUUACUAUUACGACUACGAACGAGGCCCAACUAAGGCCCCUAUUCACACUUGCAACUUUUGUUGGGAGUUUCUAGUUCGAUUUUCUUCUUCCGAUACAUUAUGUAUAUGUAUCCUCAUCCGACAUUCAUUCCGCGAAAAACAGUUUUAAACUUGGAAAUUGCCGCGCCGUACUGCCAUUAGUAAAAUAGAGUAUAUACUCGCAGGGAAGCUGCGCGCAUGGUUCGUCGUGCAAGGUCUAUAGACAAUAAGAAAUCCUAUUAUGGUGGAAAUUCGUGUUGCCUAUAUGUGUACAACAUUCGGUAUUGAACAUGCCAUGCAUACUUGUAUUCAUUUCUGUCACUACAUAACCUCCCCCCGGUUUACUCGCAUGUCGAAAGAGUUCUAUGCGGUGUCUUGCAGUGCGUUGUAGUUGAAUAGGACAAAGAGUACAAAUACGCCAACAAACAUCUAGAGUUUUUAAGCUGAGUCUAUAGUUGUGCUAAUCUUUACAACUGCUGAACUGCAUGUUAUUGACAUUGACUUUAAGAGUUGAAUGAAACUGCAUCCGUCUGCUGGUGUUGACAAGUAACUCAUGCAGUACGUGUCAUGACAAGGCGACAUUGCGGGAACUUUUAUCAGUGUGUGUUUUAGUGUGCUUUAGUUUUACUAUAUUUAUGUAAUUUUAUUCGGCUGACAGUUCAAAAUUUAUCAAUUUAUCUAUCAUGUCCAAUUUAAAUUGGUUGUUUCAAAUGCAUUAAUUUAACCAAUUUUUAUUGUUAGAACGGCUAACAAAUUGGUUAAAACAACUCAAAAAAAUGGUUAAAUUUUAUAAAACAACCAAUAUUUUGGUUGUUUUGACCAAAUAAAAUUGGUCAAAAAGAAAUACAUCUAAGACAACCAAUUUGAAUUGGUUAUUUCAACCAAUCAGUUUUUACAGUGUAUAAUCUGUUUAUCUAUCUAUCCAUCUACCUAUAUAUAUAGAUUUAUUUCUAUAUCUAUAUCCAUCGAAUAUAUUUAGCCAGCUAGGUUGAGACCGCUCGACAUAUUACUGGCAAAAAAAUUAAUUUACAUUGACAUGUGAAACUUCGUGAUCCCUUUUCCCCCCAAUUCAAUAUAAUAUCAAACAAGCCCCUACUGCUUUUGCUUUUGGUUAACUGUCAAAUUGACACUUCACCUCAAGUACACAUAUAAGGUCUAAGCCCACACCACCAUUUCAUUUUUACACAAAGGCUGUAUACAUUCAACACAAUGUAUAGGCAUGCAUGUUUAUUGCACUAUUUAUUUUAUGUUAGCAUGCGUGGUGCGCAUGCACAAUAGUAACAUACAGUGCCCUAUCUCCUUCACAAAAUAUACCGACGUUUUUAAAAAUUCUCUGUCACCCAUUCACCCUUCACAAGCACCUGAAAAAUAUGCUGCUUAUUUUUAUUCGUUCUGCUAAACAUCUUACAAAACCAUUCAACACGGUCUACUGUAAACACAGUAGCAAAAACAAAACAUUAUUUUGCUUAGGAGAAAUUCGUUGUGUUUUUCAGUUAGUUCAUACAGCUGGUUGUGGCAGAGUUUGUCAUUACAGAAUUGAUUGCAAGAAAGAGGAAUGCAUGCGUGAUUGAAACUCCGGGUGAGUUAUUAUUUUCAAAACUUGCGUGGCACGAAAGUGGUGGGUGUAAGCGCAUAGCAGGAUCAACCUCGGGAAUGUUAAACUUUUAGGAGUAUUGAAAUUAUUCUUACUCACUCUCUCUUAUUUAGUUGCAACCAAACUCAACACUACUAGCACUAUUUAUAUGAUGAAAAGAAUAACAUUUUUAUUCUACCACUCGUACAGUUGUCGAUUAACAACAGACUUAGUCUGCCACUUAUAUACAGGACAGGACGGGAAAAGAUAAACAUGGACAAUCCUUGAAAAUUAGCGCCCUUCACUUUUAACGGCUCAGUCUUCCGCCUUUUUGAACGAGUAAAACAAGGUUUCGUGGACUAUUAGAUGACGGUUUAAGUGUUUUAGUGACCAUGAAGCAAAUGCAUGAAACUGAUCAUAGUGGCAAAGUUAGCCUACUUGGGAUAAAAUAUUCAUAAAAGAUACUGGUAAUAAUAACUAAUUUUUGUAUAAGAGGUAUCAUCGCAAUCGAAUUUGAACAAGAAUACACUUUGCAAAGACAUUUUGGCCCAAGAUGUUGAUUUGUAUGAUGCACCCUACAGUUUUGGUGAAAAUCUCGUGUGCAUGCCGAAACAAAAACUACAGUAUUCGCUCUUUUUGCCUUGCUGAAACGAAAUGAUAUAAAAAAAAACCGAAUAAUAUCUUAUAUUAAGAGUGUUCAAGAAUACAUUUUUUAAACAACGUGGAGGCGUGUGUAUUGUGUCCGUGGCUUUUGUAAGGGUGAUUGUACCCCACAAUAUACCCCGUGGUGAUUUCAGAUAUUCCAUAGUUUUUACCGCAUAAAACUCUCGGCCACAAGUAGAUUGUAAUAGAGCCGGUUAACACGGUUUGCCGAACGCUGGGGCCAAUAUGAAAGGGUUCCAUUCAUUCGCAUUGCUCUUCAAUUUAGUGUUAUUUCAACACGUGUACUGUGAUAUUUAUCUGCAUAACCCAAGAGGCUCGAAUGACCGCUUAAAUUCAAGAGGUACGAAUCGACGAAACGCGAAUCGCUUAUUCGACUCGCAGGUAAGUUGGUCAAUUAAUUAUUUGGUCGUUGCUGAUACCAGGGCCAAGGGCGAACUGUUGGCUAAAAUUGUUGUGGAAUAUUCAAAAUAUGCAGAUUGAAAGUUGAAAACCAAGAAAACAUUGCAUGCUACAUGAACUUGUGACAAAAAUGUUCUCCAACAUAUUGUAUACGGAAACAUUUUAUGGAAAUUUUGUGUGCUCAUCAACAAGAAUUUUUAGGAUGGGCAGACUCGAUCGAACGGCUGGAAUAUUAAUUUUACGGCCACAGCUUUUAUACUGUGUCUGUGUUUAGUUUAGUUUUUCCUAAGAUUAACUGUGUACCAGAUCAAUAUAUUAGUCAUGAACAGCCGUUGUAAUCCACACAAUUAAGUUACUGCAACUCAAUAAUUGGCUAAAUGCUUUUUCACAUAUUUGAUAAAUUCCCCUAUUUAUAUAUGCCUGUCGAAAAUUCUGAGUAAUGGCCAGCCUCACAUUGUCUCUACUUCUUUAUAGAACAACAAUAAAGGCGGUUACAAUGUUGGGGAAAAAAAUGAUCGGGCGAAUACUCUAGAAAGAAACCAGUUCAACAUGGUAAUGAUUAUUAUUAUUGUGAUUCUUGUUAUACAUAAUUUAUUGAGAUGCUGAAGUGAUCUGAAGCUUGCUAUAAGCAAUGUAGAAAGUGUAGUUUUUGCCUGUUGGGAAAGUCAGUACACUAUUUUGACACUUGUGUACGUUAGGUCGUCAUAUUAUUGUCUUGCAAUCACGCGGAAAGGUGCUUGAAUUGAAUGAACUCCAAAAGCAGUGGUGCUUAAAUUACUUUGAAUUUGUACUCGAGUAAAAGUAGAAGUAAUUAACAAUAAAACGACUUGAGUAAGAGUAAAAAGUACUGGAGGCAAAAAAAAUACUUGAAGUACAAAAUAAAAGUAAAAGUACUAUUGUCUAUAGGGGGGGGGACUUCUCCAAUGGAUUGACAUACAAAAGACACAAAACAGCACACGCAUUAUAUGCGUGCACAAUAAUUAACAAUAUUUCACGGCAUGGUCUACUUUCCAGACCCCGUUGAAGAUAUAAGAAAUCCAUUAAAUAAAUAAUGCUUAUUGAUAAGUAAGUCACAAACGAGAGAUCCCAGACGCAUGUAGAGGUCCUAUUACCUAUCCCAAAAUUAAAAUAAAUCAGGAAAAAAUUAAACAAAUGUGAGAAAGUAACGAAAUACUUCGCCACAAAAUGAAAAUAACGAAGUAAAACGUUACUUUUUAAAACGACUUCGUUCCAGGUAAAAGUACUCCAGAAAACGUUUACUUUGUUACAUGCGGACUUCUCCAAAAUAGUACUCAAGUACAGUAACGAAGUACAUUCGUUACUUGACACCACUGUCCAAAAGUCAAAUUCUGUCAUAAAAGCCCGUGACAGAAUAACACUUGGAGUUUAUCCAACUCCUUCAAAAUUUACAGUGUAUGUCACAUCGUGAAAUCCACGAUUUUGGGUGGCAAAUAUAAUGUGGCACUGUGACUAACAGAGGAAAAACACUGUCUGAGUUCGCCAGAAAAUAGCCUUUCUAAAUUCGUAUUAAUAAGCCAGCUGAAUGAAAGCGAUGAUUUGAAGCUCUUUCGAAAACCCCCUUUCGAAAACCCCCUUAAUCUACUUAAGCUGCACUGUCAAUUACAGUGUAAUUUCAAUCAUGAUUUUACCGCGUGUUUGAAUCCGAUUCUCAUAUCAAAUAAAUGAGGGAAUUCCAGGAAAUAUUUUGCAAUAUUGUGAACAAUGAAACAAAGCUAGAAAGAUCAUAGGAUACAAGGAAAUAUAUAUAAACUUGGGGAACUCCGAGUCGUCAGUGAAACAUGGUGAAAUCUUUAUGGGGGACAAAGGUGAAAUUCCAAGAGAACACGAGAAAACAGAUAGCCUUUGGAAGACGUCCUUCACAAAUCAUACACCUACUAUUAAGAGCCGUUUUGGCCAAAUGAAUAAGCCUGCAUGCAUUUCUCUCCAAUAAACCGGUGCACCACAUUGAACUGAAUAGAACUGGAACGCUAUACCUCCAACCGGAAAUUUGAAGUGAAACUUGAAGACCAGUCCCAGCCUUUUCACGCAUACGUCAAUCAGUCAAUUAUGUCAUCAACACGCGUGAUCUUACCUCCAGACAGUUUAUCAUUGAAGGUAGCGUUCCAGUGAUAUUCAUUUCAAUGGGCCACCCCAAUCAAUGAUCUGGUCUCUUGCACUUCACUUGGUGAAUAUUAGAAUGCUGUUUUUAGAGUUUGUAUAAAAAAAAAGAAAAAAAGAAACCAGAUCAUUGAAGUGCAAUAAACCAGAUCAUUGAACUCCACCUUAUCACAACCCGCACACCCGAUCACCUAUAUAUACAUGAACUUACGGUUACAGCUCAACAGCUGGCCUUCGUAGCUCAGUUGGUUAGAACGCUGCACUGGAAUCGCAGGGCCGUAGGUUUAAUUCCUACCAGAGGACCUUGUGCUGCAUUUUUCGCAGUCGUUCCUGGUCAGGUCUUAAAGUGUAUAUAUACUCACUUGGAUUAUACAAACCCUAAAAAACAGCACCCCAAUCAAGCAAUAGAUAAUCACUAAUCACCUAGUUAAGGGGCGGUCGAUCAAAAUUUGCAUCUACAAAACCUUUCAAUAUUCUGUUCUAUCGACCGAAGUCUUGUAUAGAUAAGCCGCGUUUGGACAGAACACUAUGCUAGUAAAUAAAUAUAUAAAACUACCUCAGAAUGAUCCAAUUCUAGAAAUAUGUGAUGAGCGGUCCACAAGCGGACAGUGAAGACAAGGGGGCAACCUAUUUGAAUAUCGAGUGGACAAAUCAACAUGGAUGUGGAGACGGUGACCUCAAUUGCCAAAUCAUAUUGCAGUACAUGUGCCAGGAACAUGAAGAACGUGACAUUGGCUCCAACACAAUAGUUAACAGAAAACGAAACGGUAGGAAUACAUUUUAUAUUUAAUACAAUUGUGUAAUAGGUGCAUUAUUAUUCUGACGAAAGUUCUGUAAUUGAUUUUCUGUAUUCUGUAAAGUGAUUUACAUUUUUUGUUUACACUUUGUUUUCACUAAAUGCAUCUGAUAAGCUCGCGCAAAGUGGUAGAAUUGCAAAUUUUGCCAGUAACAAAAUAAUUAUUAUUGCCCUUACAGGUCAGACGGAAUCGACACCUCGAUAUCGACGACACAAUCCAUUUACAAGUAAAAGACAAAAAGACAGAGAAGAAAAGUAUCAUUCAAGGCACAGUAGUUAUGGUCUUAAUGAACCAUGGACCUGGUACGACAAGUGCACCAAAAGAAAUCGUAACCAUGGUAGGUUAUAGCGAUAGACCCUUUCAGGCAUCAGAAUCUGUUUGACCGUAAAUCCUCUGUUAAUAUACUCCUCUCAAAUAAAAUCCCCUUCUCUAUAACCCCUGUUUUUAGACAAUAAUAAGCCCACUUCCCUUCCACACCAAGACACCUCCCUCCUCCCCGUAACAAAAGAAGAAACACAGAUUAAAUUAAUCAUGUUAAUGUUUGUCAUUCACACUAAUAAGUUAAUUCGGAAUUUCCACUGCGCAUCCAAAUCACGCAUUGUGUGACAAAUUGAAAAUGUUCUUCAAUCUUUUUGCUAAGGCAAGGUUCUGGGCUCGUUCUCCAAUAAGACAUUUCGUUUACGUGACAUGGAAAACCACAUCCUGUGUAAUAGAUAACUUGCAUGUUGGACUAAUUUUUGUUCUUGGCAAAAAAAAAGUAAAUUCCUGUAAAGAACGUAAAAUUGCAAAAUUUGGUUACGAAAUGUUGUAAAAUACGGAAAAUAUUAAAUAUCGCCUUGCGAAGUUUGCAUAUUUUGUAUUUGUACUGCGUGCGGAAAUUGUUACUAUUUUUGAGCCGAAAAUGAUAACAAUUUCCGCACGUAAUACAAAACACAUACAAAAUUUGCAAACUUUGCAAGACUAUAUUUUCCAAGCUUUACAACUGAUUUAGCAAACAAUUUUACUAAUAUGUUUGCGAUGUUACUCUGAGUGCAUAUCCACACCGGGCGAGCUUGAAAAAUAUGCCCGGCCACGGUGGGAUUCGAACCUACGACCUUUGGAAUACUAGCCCAAUGCUCUUCCAACUGAGCUACGCGGUCAGGACGGUUCGAGUAAGUGAUAUUUCGGAACAGUAUCUAGUUCCUUCAAUACCAAUGUAUUCUAGUAAUAUGAGUGAUGUAAUAGAGUAACAUCGCAAACAUAUUAUUCACCUGAGUACACAACACCAACACAAAAAAAAAUAAAAUUAAUUUUACUAAUUUCAUUAUGUUCUUUUUAGCUGUGGUGUUUGAUUCCCUUCUCUUUACUUCGAUUAAAAUUUAGUCUAACAUGAGGAACAACACAUGUUUGCCUAAGUUGUCCAUUGACAAUAAUAAACUACUACUAAAUUUCAUACUGUCGAUAGGUCUCUUUACCGCAGACAAAGACUUAUCAAGAUCUAGAAAACACGCAAGUAUAUAUACCCGUCAAAAUCCAAAGGGUACGCGGUAUGGAUUUGAAUGUCCCGAGGAACGUGAUUACUAUCCCUACUGGCAUCCGACGGAUUGGACUGACAUUGCAGUGUUAGUUGACAAGAAAGCCGACUGUUCCUACUAUCAGACCGAGAGUUUUAACGUCAAACCGAAAGGUGGGUAUAUAUGCAAGCAUGCAGGAGUAAUUAUAGAUAUUAGCAUUUAUUAUUUUUGCACAAGUGAACAAAUCCUACAAGUUGAUUGGUCAAAUUUGACGUGUUAAGCUGUUUUAGUAUUUUUGCACAAGUGAACAUAACAAAUCCUACACGUUGAUUGGUCAAAUUUGACGUAAGAAGCUGUUUUAUAAAAUAACAUGUAUAUAACGCGUAUUCUGAUUGGUCGAAACCCGUGUUUGGAUCAGGCCAUCCAAACACGGAAGACUAUCGUGUUGUUGUUAUGAUAAAACUAUUACUUUAUGGUUUCCGUGUUUGGAUGGAAUGAUCCAAACACUUGGGAAUGUUGCUCGAGUUAAGAAAAGCGGGCAAAAUCACUCGCCUUCGGCUCGUGUUUUCGCUCGCUUUUCUUAACCCUCGCAACAUUCCCGUGUGUUUGGAUCAGGCCAUCCAAACCAUAGAGAUUAUAAAUAACACUAGAGGAGGCAUUGUAAUCUUAAUUCAGUAAAAAAAAGGGAACGCGACUAUUGGGGGGGGCAAAUUCAAGUCCCGGAUGUGUAUUCGUGUUCCCAUUGGUGACGAGUUUCAAAUCAGCCAAUGAGAGCACGAUUUUAUAUCCGGGACUUGAAUUUGCCCCCCAAUAGCUGCGUUCCCAAUUUUUAAACUCGAUGCCUCCUCUAGUGUUAUUUAUAAUCUCUAUGAUCCAAACACGGAAACCAUAAAGUAAUUGUAUAAUAUUCACCUACAGGUGAAUAUAACAAACAAAACAGAAAUUUUCAAAAUGGCGGCCACCAGUUUUAUGGAAGUUUACUGAAUAUUCCCCGAUAAUCACCACGAGCCUGAGGCGAAUAAUUGUUAAAUAUUUAGAAAGGCUCAGGAGGUGCAUAUAGUGCUUUUCACGCAAUCAGUGAUUGGUUGCUCAUCUCCGGAUAUCCUAACAUUUUAUUGUGUAGGGGAAUGUAUGGAGAAAUACAGUGACGGAUCUUUCAAACACGAUUCAAAAUACAACAACGCUGCAGAGUGCCAAGGACAAUGGAUCGACUUUCACAAUUACUUGGAGAAAGCUCCGCAAAAUACACAAGGAAGCUGCGAAGCUGCAGGUAAUAAGUGGCUGUAUGCUUAUCGUUCCGAUGAAUACGAUCAAGAUAGAGGUGAAAUAAAGAAGAAAUGUGUGGUCCCACUGAAAAAGCCUGAAUGCCUCGUGGCUCCGUACUCGCGUUCUAAUCACCUUGGCAACGGAAAUGGCAUCACUCCUCUUACCUAUAAGUGGAAAUUGCCACACUACCCAUCUCAGAAGGAACAGAGAUGUUUUUUCCGAAUCAGGUAUGGUAUGCACUGAUUGUCGUGAUUUAGAACUAAAAUUGGAUGUGAUGAUUAUUAGUUAAAGGCACAGGUCAGCCUUUUGAAUGAUGGUUUUUAAGGCGCAUUUCAGCCCUUUUAAUUGAAAACACUAACUAGGAAAAUCAAUUAAGCAUCAUUCAAGAUCAAAUGCGCCUUAAAAACCAUCAAUCAAAAGGCUGAACUGUGCUUUUAAUGUCAAGUGGACACUGAAUCUGAAGGAAAAUGGCAAUGACUGAAGUCUAACCCGAAAAAACCUUAUACUUCAAGAGAAGGUUAAAGUCAGCGUAGGUGAAAGAAACGGUGACAAUCAGACAUUCUGGGCGUUUUAACCUUUUAAUUGUCAGCUUUCACUGAUUUGCAUAUUUAGUGUCUAAGACAUAAAUUAUCUCAGUUCCCUUGUACAUUGGAUUCCUUGCAUGCAUGGUAUAUUGGUAGGUUUACGCAUGUUUAUUGUUGCUGGAGUCAGACGUCAAGAUAAUGCAGUUCUUUGGCAUUAUCAUGGGGCAACCCCUCCCCUCUGUACAUUGGAUCCCUUGGUAUGGGUGCAUUUAGGAAAUACAUUUCCUUUUAUACUACCUCUAAAAUAUACAAACUAAUAUUUUGUCUGUUUUUAGAUACAAUAUUUCAACGAACGACCCACUGUAAGUUUAUUAAUUUUUCUAUCUUUUUCCGCAAGAAAAUGGCGUAAAAUAAGAAAAGUUAGUUAAUUAGAUAGAACGUUGAAGAGCUUAUAUAUGGAAUUUUCAAGACAUCUUAAAGUAAAUGUUUAUAAUCGAUCGGAAGAAAUUACAUUCAAGACUUGACGUUUCUUAAUAUACACUCAUCGUUAUUACCCAACUCAGGGGCGACGGAACAGGGGGGGCUAGGGGGGCUGAAGCCCCCCCCCAGAAGUAAAAGGGGGGGGGGGUUAGCCACCCCCCAGAAAAUUCUGUUUUUUCUGGAAAAAUUUUGAUAAUUAAGAAAAAAUUCAGGGUAUUUUUUGAAAAUUUAGGUAUAAGGGGAAAAAUUUCCUAUAUUUUGUUUAAAAAUAGUGUAUGUCUGGGAAAAUUUUUUGUUAUAGGUCCGGAAAAUUUUUUUUCGUCCCUUUUCCUGUAUAUGUCCGGGGGUCGGUGGGGGGGGGAGGUCACGGAAAAAAAUUUAGCCUGACCCAACUAUAAGUAAACCGACCGUUCUAGGGUAAAAGUGUCUAAGAAUUAUUUAUAUUGUAGAAAUAAAAUAAAGACCAACCCAACAGUGAGACUUUUCGACAAGCUUCCAUUACAACUGGCCAUUAACACAGCACAGUUUGGAAGAACCUUCCAGGAUCGGUCACACAUGUUCAUAUUGAAACCAAGAUCUAGAAAUGAUUUACCAAAUGACCUCAAUAUCCAUAAUGUCAACAUCAGAGGGAAAAGAGGAAAUAUUGUUCAAGUAUAUCCGGCUGUGGAAUAUGAUUUUGUGCCCAAAAGGUUGACGAUAUCCACCAAUGAUGCAAUUCACAUGGCCUGGACAGGUAAUAAAUCCAGGCGAAUGUUUUAUAUUAUUAUUAUAUGCGAUUAUAAUCAUUAUAAAUGUGAGUAUGGUGAUUAUGCUGAUGGUUAAUUGUGGUGAUUAUGAUGAUGAUAGCGGUGAUGACAGUAAUGAUAAUGACGAUGAUCGUGUAUAAAUAAAAUCAUUAUUUCAUAAUGAUAGUGAUUUAUUGGUAAUGUUGAUGAUUAUACGAAUCUAAUCGGACUAUAUGUGCUUAUCAUCGUUAUUUUGUGUUUAGGUGCUAACACCAAUCCUAGGGGUAAUGCUGGGCAAGGAGCUGCUG
Paramuricea clavata is the source of this 16505-nucleotide messenger RNA. Lineage: Eukaryota; Metazoa; Cnidaria; Anthozoa; Malacalcyonacea; Plexauridae. The record is from the annotation of a GenBank genome assembly.